This is a messenger RNA of Gasterosteus aculeatus aculeatus (three-spined stickleback), 1709 nucleotides long. Its product is annotated as arrestin domain-containing protein 3. Gene Ontology annotation, cellular component: cytoplasm. The record is from RefSeq and is a predicted model, not a curated record. NCBI's taxonomy places the organism in Eukaryota, Metazoa, Chordata, Actinopteri, Perciformes, Gasterosteidae. Gene Ontology annotation, biological process: protein transport.
CGCGCGGCGCAGAGUCACCGGAGAGACGCCGGGGAGCAGAGCGGCAGCGCGGCUCCGUCUGACCCGGAUGAACCGACCCCGCGGCGGCGGACCCGGCUCCCCGCUGGGCCCCCGCGGGUAGCGCGCCGCCCCCCCCCACGGACUCCCACAGACGCGUGGCUCGUUUCCCCGCGCGUCGCCGCCAUGCUGCGGGGCAAGGUGCGGGCCCUCGCGGUCCACCUGGACGGCUCCGAGCGGACCGACCUGCCGGCGUUCUCCGGCGGGGACCCGGUGUCCGGGCGCGUGGUGGUGGAGGUUACCGGGGACGUGCGCGUGAGGCGCCUGGACGUGACCGCGCGGGGAGUCGCCAAGGUGCGCUGGACCGAGUCCCGCAACGCCGGAGCCAACACGGCGUACACGCAGAACUACACCGAGGAGGUGGAGUACCUGCGCCACCAGGACACGCUGAUCGGGCAGCCGCGAGAUGAAGACGGAUCAGAAGAAGCUCUCACGGUUCUGCACGCCGGCCUCCACGAGUUCGCCUUCAGCUUCAACCUGCCCCACAUGGCCCUGGCCACCUCCUUCGAGGGGAAGCACGGCAGCGUGCGCUACUGGGUGAAGGCGGAGCUUCACCGGCCGUGGCUGCUGCCACUCAAAGUCAAGAAAGAGUUGAUCGUGUUCGAGCACAUCGACAUCAACACGCCGCUGCUGCUGGCUCCUCAGGCCGGCUCCAAGGAGAAGACGCUGUGCUGCUGGUUCUGCGCAUCGGGCCCAAUCUCCCUCAGCGCCAAGAUCGAGCGGAAGGGCUACACUCCAGGCGAGUCCAUCCAAAUCUUCGCCGAGACGGAGAACUGUUCGUCCCGGGUGGUGGUGCCCAAGGCCGCCCUGUACCAGACCCAGACCUUCUAUGCCAAGGGCAAGGGCAAGCAGAUCCAGCAGCUGGUGUCCAACCUGAGGGGCGACCCCCUUCCGCAGGGCAAGAGCCAGAGCUGGGAGGGCAAGCUGCUGAAGAUCCCCCCGGUGUCGCCCUCCAUCCUGGACUGUCCCAUCAUCAGGGUGGAGUACACCCUCGUGGUGUACGUGGACGUCCCUGGCGGGUUGAACUUGUCCCUCUCGUUGCCGUUGGUGAUCGGGACCAUCCCCCUGCACGCCGGCGCCUCGCGCUCCUCCAGCGUGAGCAGCUGCUGCAGCACGGCGAGCUGGCUGGGUCUGUCCCCCGAGGCGCCGCCGAGUUACGGCGAUCUGGAGAUAUCGGAGUCCCACAGGAGGGAGUGUCUGCGGGGCUGUGACGGGUGCGACGGGGGGGCGGACCGGGGGUCUCUGCUCACUUACAUCACCGAGUUCAGAUAUCUGCCCCCCCCACUCUACUGCGAGAUGGACCCUUACCCUGACCCGGGAGAGGUCAGGAGACCAAACACAUAUCCGUCCCGCUGAGGACCGGCCCAGGGCCAGAUGAUGUACCCGCACUAAGACCCUCCCUGACUCCGGGGGGGGGCGGCUGAGGGAGUAUUCGGCGCCCGUUGGCGUAAUCGACCGGGGGGUUCUGGGCCGUGUGGAACCUCCACAGGGAAUUUUGCACAAACCGUCUUCACUGUUUUUCCUUUCGGUGUUUUUUCUAUUCUGCAGCCGGUCGGCCUUUUUUAUUUAUUCCUGAGGUCGAUCGUGUGUGUGUGUGUGUGUGUGUGUGUGUGUGUGUGUGUGUGUGUGUGUGUGUGUGUGUGUGUGUGUGU